Manis javanica (Malayan pangolin) is the source of this 3998-nucleotide messenger RNA. It is a transcript of the gene SLC16A1, whose product is annotated as solute carrier family 16 member 1. The record is from RefSeq and is a predicted model, not a curated record. Lineage: Eukaryota; Metazoa; Chordata; Mammalia; Pholidota; Manidae. Gene Ontology annotation, cellular component: basolateral plasma membrane. Gene Ontology annotation, molecular function: lactate:proton symporter activity. Gene Ontology annotation, biological process: plasma membrane lactate transport.
AGGCGCGCCCGCGUCCGUUCAAACCCUGCCCAGUGCCUCCUCUUCCAGUCGCUUCCCGGCUGCUUCGCGCGCCCAUCGCCCCGACACCUGAGUCCGGCCCCUGGGGGCGCGUCCUGUCGCGCUCGGCGACUUCUCCCUUUUCUCCGCCAGAGGCUGAGGGUGAGGCCCACGUUGGUGUCCUGCGCGUGUAGGUCACCGCGAGCUCCUCGCACAAGCGGCGCCGAGGCGCGAGUUUAGCAGAGAAGAGCGGGGCAGCAGAGCGCGGGUCUCGCCGUGCUGCCGGUCACGUGGCGGGGAGGGGGCGCCGGUGCGCGCGAGCAGGAGAGCGGGGGCGCGCGCCUGAGAGCGUGUGGAGGCGCAAGUCGCGGUUCGGGUGUCUGUUUCGGGGGGAGGGGGCGGCGGCCGGGAAGGCUGACUCCGCCCCCUGUGCGCAUGCUCCGGCCUCGGCGGGUUAUAAGGCAGCCCCGCGGGCACGGCCCGACAAAGUGCAGGCGAGCUGCGACGUGACUGUCCUGGCGCGUGGGUGCCCUAGCGAGCGAACAAGGCAGCCGGAGGAGGACGCGACCGGGACCCUGAGCCCCGCGGAACUCCAGCUGUGCCGCCGCGUCACGCACACGCUCGGCGCCGCGAGCCCCGCAUAACGGGGUGUUUAACCUGGGAUCUGCAGAUUGAUCCUCCAUGCUCACUGUAUAAGAUGAAGGCUUUUAUUUUGCUCAACUCGGGGAACACCUUCAGAGAUCAGUGAACGUCAGGUUUGAAAUACCUGCUUAGUAGUCUUCAGAAUACUGGAGGUGAAGUAGAUUCCAGCAAAAAUGCCAGCUUUUAUGCUCAGAUACUCAUUUACAUUCAAAGUAAUAAAGUGACACAAGCCUGACAACACAUCUAUUUAUAAUUUUAAUCCAGCCAGAAAUUUCUUCAUAUUCUGGAACAAGAUAUUUGGAUUUGAGCUGCAUUUUGGAAUUUAUCUACAUUUAAAAUGCCACCAGCAAUUGGAGGUCCAGUUGGAUACACUCCCCCAGAUGGAGGCUGGGGGUGGGCAGUGGUAGUUGGAGCUUUCAUUUCCAUUGGCUUCUCUUACGCAUUUCCCAAAUCCAUUACUGUGUUCUUCAAAGAAAUUGAAGGUAUAUUCAAUGCCACCACCAGUGAAGUGUCAUGGAUAUCCUCCAUCAUGUUGGCUGUCAUGUAUGGUGGAGGUCCUAUCAGCAGUAUCCUGGUGAAUAAAUAUGGUAGUCGUCCAAUCAUGAUUAUUGGCGGCUGCCUGUCAGGCUGUGGCUUGAUUGCAGCUUCUUUCUGUAACACUGUGCAGGAACUUUACUUGUGUGUUGGGUUCAUAGGAGGUCUUGGACUUGCCUUCAAUUUGAAUCCUGCUCUGACCAUGAUUGGCAAGUAUUUCUACAAGAGGCGACCAUUGGCAAAUGGACUGGCCAUGGCAGGCAGCCCUGUGUUUCUGUCUACCCUGGCCCCUCUCAAUCAGGCUUUCUUUGGUAUCUUUGGCUGGAGAGGAAGCUUCCUAAUUCUUGGGGGCUUCCUGCUAAACUGCUGCGUAGCUGGAGCUUUAAUGCGACCAAUAGGGCCCAAGCCAACCAAAGCAGGGAAGAAAGAUAGGUCUAAAGAAUCCCUUCAGGUAGCUGGAAAAUCUGAUGCAAUAAAAGGGGCCAGUGAUGCACAUACAGAUCUUAUUGGAGGAAACCCCAAAGAAAAAAAACGAUCAGUCUUCCAAACAGUAAAUAAAUUUCUGGACUUAACUCUGUUCACACACAGAGGCUUUUUGCUAUACCUCUCCGGAAAUGUGCUCAUGUUUUUUGGACUAUUUACUCCUCUGGUCUUUCUUAGUAAUUAUGGCAAGAGUCAGCAUUAUUCUAGUGAGAAGUCUGCCUUCCUUCUUUCCAUUCUGGCUUUUGUUGACAUGGUAGCCAGACCUUCUAUGGGACUUGUAGCCAACACAAAGUGGAUAAGACCUCGAGUGCAGUAUUUUUUUGCUGCUUCUAUUAUUGCAAAUGGAGUGUGUCAUCUGCUAGCACCUUUGUCCUCCAGCUAUGUUGGGUUUUGUGUCUAUGCGGGAGUCUUUGGAUUUGCAUUUGGGUGGCUCAGCUCUGUAUUGUUUGAAACACUGAUGGACCUCGUUGGACCCCAGAGGUUCUCCAGCGCUGUGGGACUGGUGACCAUUGUGGAAUGCUGUCCUGUCCUCCUGGGGCCACCUCUCUUAGGUCGUCUCAACGAUGUAUAUGGAGACUACAAAUACACGUACUGGGCCUGUGGCGUAAUCCUUAUUAUUGCGGGUAUCUAUCUCUUCAUCGGCAUGGGCAUUAAUUAUCGACUUGUGGCAAAAGAACAGAAAGCAGAGAAGCAGCAGAAAAAGGAAAGUAAAGAGGAGGAGACCAGUGUAGAUGUUGCAGAGAUGCCAAAAGAAGUUGCAGACGCAGCAGAAUCUUCAGAGCAGAAAGGCACAGAGGGAAGCCCCAAAGAGGAGGAGAGUCCAGUCUAAACUCAUGAGGCUGAAGAGUAAAUGGAGUAGCUCAUGACCCAAGAUAUCUGAAAAUAUUCUGCAGGCCUGUAAUCUAUCAGUGGUGCUUGAUGGAAAUUAGUGGACAUUUGUGUGGACACCAUACCAGGUAUUCAUUGAUGGAAUUUUUGUUUCACUCCUUACAAGUGGCCUGAAUUUAAAAUGUCAUACCUUUGGAGAGGGAGUAAGUGGCAAAGAAUGAGGGAAGGAAGUUGUUUUUCUGUUUGUUUUUUUAAUCUUAGCUUUUACAGUGUCAUAAAGAUUAUAACAUGUGCCUUAAGUUUUAGUCUUUAGAACUCUUUAGAUAGCCUUAACUUUUAAAACCAUUAUCCUGACUUCAUAUAUUUUAAGUGUUGUGUUACAAGGAAAAAUGACUAGUUUUAGACAUCUAAAAUUUUUUAAUUAAUUUUGCUUCAUUAUUAUUUGUAAUAUGUCAGACAUUGUCACUAGAAGAUUUAUGAAUAGAAAUACUGGUCGAAGGUUGGGGGUUUUAUAAAAUCCUGACUCAAAUUAUUUUCUUAACAUCAAUAGUUGCCUGGUAUAUGUGCCUGCUAGUUAUAUAUUUAGGAAACUUAAGGCAUAAAACUUUGGAAAUAUCUUGGCUGUUCUAGACACAUUGUGCCAUCAACACCCCUCUGGUAUCUUUUUUCUUGGGAUGCUUAGCAGAAACCCAGUGCUUGAGAGUUGAUUUCAUUAUAUUACUAUUUUUUGUUCCCCUUUCCAAAGACACAGUUUGAUUAUAGGUCUUUGCCCCUUUUGAGAUCAUUUAGUGUUAUUUUCACUGUAUAAGUUAAUAUUAAAAUAUACAAAACUACAUAAUUGUGCCUCCUUAGUAAAUACAACAUAUCUAAUUAAAUGUAGACAUAUAUCAAACAGCAGCUGAAUUCAGCUUAGGUUUUUCCAAAACCUCAGCUAAAGUGUAAGACUUAGAACUUUAUUUGUUGUUUUUUUUCUGGAAUUUUCCCCCAUUGAUCCAUACUGGUUCCAUUAAUACCUGCUCUAACUUAGAGCUGUAUGUGAGAUAGUCACUCUUUGUUUAGUUUUUUUUUUUUAAUGUUUGCUCAUUAGAGCAAGCCAGAGAGAGUUGGCCCCAAGCAAACCAAUAAUGAUAAGAUUGGGAGGAACCUUGCUAAGUGUGCUUAGUUUCAAUAAAUAACAUCUUUUCUUUUUUCUGAAAAGGACUUAAAAUUAUGUUUUGCUUAUAAUUAUUGGACAUAUUCUUACCCUCCACACAAACUUAAAAAUUUUAUGAUUCUACUUACUUACCUGAAAAGUAAAGAAAUGGGUUUAGUAUAGGAUAGGAGAAUGGACCAGAACGAAAACUGUAAAUAUUUUUUAACUUAAUAUCUUUUAAAUUGAGGCAGGAAGAUAAUAGACAUUCAAUGAAUUAUAUUCAAUGCAUUAAAAAAUGCAAUUGUAAUUGACACAGUGAAAGUAUAGAUACAAACCUUGUGUAAAAGGCUGACUUUUCCAAAUAAACUUUUUUUUCUUAAUG